Messenger RNA from Naegleria lovaniensis, 1011 nucleotides. RefSeq lists its product as uncharacterized. NCBI's taxonomy places the organism in Eukaryota, Heterolobosea, Eutetramitea, Acrasida, Naegleriidae. The transcript has a single exon. The record is from RefSeq and is a predicted model, not a curated record. Bases 1 to 1011 code for a protein of 336 amino acids.
AUGGAUUUGAAGAAAUUAUUUGAAAUGAUUUCAUAUUCCUUAUCAUUUGAUCAUGCUGGUGGUGUUAUUGCUAGCUCUCUGAUUGAAGAGCGUGAUGAUGAAAUUGAACGAAAAUAUGAGCCAAUUUUAAAAUUUCUUUCUGACAAACUUUCCAAACAUUGUGGGGAUGUAAAUUUGGAUUUCAUUCCUUUUAAAUUACAACGUGAUGGAAUAUGGCUUCCCAUUGCAAAUUAUGAACUCUUUCACUCAUCUUAUCAGAGUACUGACAAGAUUGUACUGCAUUCGAUCGUGUGGUCUCACCGAUGGUUUUUUCAAUAUUGCUCAUACUUUUAUCCUGUCAUUCAUAUGGAAGGAAACUUCUUCAAGGGCGAGAGUGCCAUGUCCAAAUUGUUCUUAUCAUCCUCUCAUUCAAUAAUAUUGAGUGACGAAGUGAUCAUAUUGCAAGAAAAUUUCACAAGAAUUCGAAAAAAGUUAAAGAAAUUGAAGAAAAUUGAAAUCUCUGAAAAAUAUACUCUACGAUAUUUGGAUGAGCAAUUUAUACAUAGAGAUCCAGAAAUUGAGAUCAUUAAUCAUCCCAUUCCAGCAAUCGUUGAAGAAGUAUUCAAUCAUCAGAUUGAAAGUUUUUUAUUCCGUAUUUGGUCCAAAGGUUUCCUUAACACCAAGGUCAUUCAAAAUUAUGUUUUUAGAUUACUCAUUUACCUUGACUCUCCAAGGUUUGAUUUUCACUGUAUCACGUUUCAUGAUACAGCUGCUGCCUCUUGUCCCAAUGCAGAGGCUACUACGGGUGUGGAAGAAUGGGUUCAAGAUUAUCUCUCCAAUCAGCCCCAAGACUCGGAAACUUUUUACGCAUUUGUUGAAGAAAAAGGAGCAUUAAGCGGAUACAGUAGUGGUCAAUCCGAUUAUUCAUAUGUGUACUUGUUAACACUCACAAAGUCGAAGGACAAGUGUCAUGUGAAACGAGUACAAUAUACCUUUUACCAUUAUAUGUGUCGAGGAAUGAUAUUAAGUUAG